ACACUUUGAUUGUAACUUCGCGCGAAUUCGGUUACCUUCUGUAACCAAGAUUGUAUCCUGACACGAUCUCGGUAUCCUUUCGAUGCCACGAGAUCGCCAGCAAAUAAACAUCGACUUGGUCCAUUAAUUGCCUUCUGAUAUUUGGCUUCUCGGGGAUUUUAUGGAGUCAUUUGGAACGAGCUUCUUACGCCUUCUGAUCUAUUUGGCACGUGUUUCUUGGUAGCGGUGUUCAUAGUUAAUCUCAACUCGACGCCACGCUACAAUUGGUGACCCGUAUUUUGGAACACGCCUCUGCUUCUGGUCAAAUCUUCCGAAGAAGCCAAUUCGGUGAGUCUAUGAUUUAUCUAUCCACGUCUGUCGUAUAUUUUCAUAUUUAAUAUAUAAUAUACUCGACAUGACGGAUAACGAUAAGAAUAGUAUUAAUAUAAUAGACUCACAUGUAUGUGUACCGAAUCCUUGUUACUUUUUAUUCGCGUGACGAUGAGUUCCACGCUUUAUUCGAGAAAUUUUCCCCUAUUAACUAUUCUCCUCGCUGACCCGGCUGUUUGGUACGGAAUGCAUUCGCAUACUCAUUAACGUCUACCUCCCAGCAUCAAAUGGUUAAGUUGAACGGUUUCAUUGCCAACUUAAAAGUGCUCUACGAGCACACGAGAACGACAACUGGUACGAAACCUUAUCGCUCGUCCCCUUAGGUAUUCGAACGAGCUUGAAGGCAGAUAUACAAUGUUCCGCCGCUGAACUGGUAUACGGCACGACAUUGCGUCUGCCCGGAGAAUUCACACCACGGAGCAGACCUAAUUUCGGUAAAUCAGACAACGUCCGUCGACUGUCUGCAUUUAUGUGAACGCUGUCUCCGGUGUCAACUCGAAUACAACAUCGACAGGUCGCUCUCCCUCGAGAGUUAUCUACCUGUUCACAUGUUUUCAUACGAGUAGAUUCGGUACGCAAACCUUAGCAACAACCUUACGAAGGCCCUUUUCACGUGAUCGCUCGUCACGAAAAGACCUUCAAGGUUGAUCGAUAUGGACGCGUCGAGAUCGUCAGCGUUGAUCGUCUCAAAUCAGCACACGUCGAUGACAGUGCCCUAUCUGGUAACCCGAGAUUCAAUGCUAGACCUACUAAACCUAGCGGGAUCCUCAAAUCUCCUUCAGGUCCCACGCUAGAUACACCUGAGACCUCAUUCUCACGUCCCAGUCAACAGCACGCGUCAUCUGCACCGUCUACGGACGAGACUUUGGUCUCACGUCCAGAUCGGCAGACCACGCCGCCCCUGACCUCGGAUGAGAUUGCAGGCUCACGCGAUACGAACGAGACUGCCGUCUCACGUUCCGGUCGCCGAGUACGGUUGCCCGUACGCUUCCGCGACUAGUCGCACAGUCAACAACCGAUACGAUGUAGUGUUAUUCCUAUACUACACGCACGCUACACUCUUCUCUUUUUUGCUUUUCUUUUUGUUUCCUGAGCCCACGCCUCCGACCACCUCCGUUUGGUUCCGUCGACUUCAGUCAACUUUGGCGAAAGCUGGACUGGCCACCCAUGCUCUUGUCAACUCACUCAGUCGAUAUUUUGGUUUCGAAUGCUUGGCAUACGCUUGGUCUCGAACAUGGUCGUUACGGUCUCUUCUGGUCUUUUGGCUCAACGUGGUUUCGUCCUACGUCUGCAGCGUUUCUGGUCCGGACCCCUACGAACGCCCUCUUCAGAUUCUGGAUACAAACCACUCUGGUGUAGCAUGCCAACUCAAGCAACAAAUACAGCACAUCGCUCCUGGUACCGUUCUCUGAAAACGACCUUCGUUGGCAACUCGACGAUCAACGAUCGCUUUCCUGUUCGCCAAUUCUUCCGUCCUACAAUCGCUCGUCAGCCGAUCAGUCCCACGAUUUAAACCGCUAUUUAUCGAAAGUGUAAACCCUUUCUAGCGGGGGCUCCUGUAGUGACUCACAUUUAUCACGAGAACACGACUGGUUUAAUAAAAACAAUUAUUAUUAUAACCAACUGUACCAGUGCUUGUUUUAAUGUGCUUUUGUUUGACUGUGCUAAUGACAGCUAUUUUGUGCUUCCAUUCUUAUACUUACACUUUGAUUGUAACUUCGCGCGAAUUCGGUUACCUUCUGUAACCAAGAUUGUAUCCUGACACGAUCUCGGUAUCCUUUCGAUGCCACGAGAUCGCCAGCAAAUAAACAUCGACUUGGUCCAUUAAUUGCCUUCUGAUAUUUGGCUUCUCGGGGAUUUUAUGGAGUCAUUUGGAACGAGCUUCUUACGCCUUCUGAUCUAUUUGGCACGUGUUUCUUGGUAGCGGUGUUCAUAGUUAAUCUCAACUCGACGCCACGCUACAAUUGGUGACCCGUAUUUUGGAACACGCCUCUGCUUCUGGUCAAAUCUUCCGAAGAAGCCAAUUCGGUGAGUCUAUGAUUUAUCUAUCCACGUCUGUCGUAUAUUUUCAUAUUUAAUAUAUAAUAUACUCGACAUGACGGAUAACGAUAAGAAUAGUAUUAAUAUAAUAGACUCACAUGUAUGUGUACCGAAUCCUUGUUACUUUUUAUUCGCGUGACGAUGAGUUCCACGCUUUAUUCGAGAAAUUUUCCCCUAUUAACUAUUCUCCUCGCUGACCCGGCUGUUUGGUACGGAAUGCAUUCGCAUACUCAUUAACGUCUACCUCCCAGCAUCAAAUGGUUAAGUUGAACGGUUUCAUUGCCAACUUAAAAGUGCUCUACGAGCACACGAGAACGACAACUGGUACGAAACCUUAUCGCUCGUCCCCUUAGGUAUUCGAACGAGCUUGAAGGCAGAUAUACAAUGUUCCGCCGCUGAACUGGUAUACGGCACGACAUUGCGUCUGCCCGGAGAAUUCACACCACGGAGCAGACCUAAUUUCGGUAAAUCAGACAACGUCCGUCGACUGUCUGCAUUUAUGUGAACGCUGUCUCCGGUGUCAACUCGAAUACAACAUCGACAGGUCGCUCUCCCUCGAGAGUUAUCUACCUGUUCACAUGUUUUCAUACGAGUAGAUUCGGUACGCAAACCUUAGCAACAACCUUACGAAGGCCCUUUUCACGUGAUCGCUCGUCACGAAAAGACCUUCAAGGUUGAUCGAUAUGGACGCGUCGAGAUCGUCAGCGUUGAUCGUCUCAAAUCAGCACACGUCGAUGACAGUGCCCUAUCUGGUAACCCGAGAUUCAAUGCUAGACCUACUAAACCUAGCGGGAUCCUCAAAUCUCCUUCAGGUCCCACGCUAGAUACACCUGAGACCUCAUUCUCACGUCCCAGUCAACAGCACGCGUCAUCUGCACCGUCUACGGACGAGACUUUGGUCUCACGUCCAGAUCGGCAGACCACGCCGCCUCUGACCUCGGAUGAGAUUGCAGGCUCACGCGAUACGAACGAGACUGCCGUCUCACGUUCCGGUCGCCGAGUACGGUUGCCCGUACGCUUCCGCGACUAGUCGCACAGUCAACAACCGAUACGAUGUAGUGUUAUUCCUAUACUACACGCACGCUACACUCUUCUCUUUUUUGCUUUUCUUUUUGUUUCCUGAGCCCACGCCUCCGACCACCUCCGUUUGGUUCCGUCGACUUCAGUCAACUUUGGCGAAAGCUGGACUGGCCACCCAUGCUCUUGUCAACUCACUCAGUCGAUAUUUUGGUUUCGAAUGCUUGGCAUACGCUUGGUCUCGAACAUGGUCGUUACGGUCUCUUCUGGUCUUUUGGCUCAACGUGGUUUCGUCCUACGUCUGCAGCGUUUCUGGUCCGGACCCCUACGAACGCCCUCUUCAGAUUCUGGAUACAAACCACUCUGGUGUAGCAUGCCAACUCAAGCAACAAAUACAGCACAUCGCUCCUGGUACCGUUCUCCGAAAACGACCUUCGUUGGCAACUCGACGAUCAACGAUCGCUUUCCUGUUCGCCAAUUCUUCCGUCCUACAAUCGCUCGUCAGCCGAUCAGUCCCACGAUUUAAACCGCUAUUUAUCGAAAGUGUAAACCCUUUCUAGCGGGGGCUCCUGUAGUGACUCACAUUUAUCACGAGAACACGACUGGUUUAAUAAAAACAAUUAUUAUUAUAACCAACUGUACCAGUGCUUGUUUUAAUGUGCUUUUGUUUGACUGUGCUAAUGACAGCUAUUUUGUGCUUCCAUUCUUAUACUUACACUUUGAUUGUAACUUCGCGCGAAUUCGGUUACCUUCUGUAACCAAGAUUGUAUCCUGACACGAUCUCGGUAUCCUUUCGAUGCCACGAGAUCGCCAGCAAAUAAACAUCGACUUGGUCCA
Schistosoma haematobium is the source of this 4263-nucleotide messenger RNA. RefSeq lists its product as uncharacterized. The transcript has a single exon. Bases 3351 to 3986 code for a protein of 211 amino acids. The record is from RefSeq and is a predicted model, not a curated record. NCBI's taxonomy places the organism in Eukaryota, Metazoa, Platyhelminthes, Trematoda, Strigeidida, Schistosomatidae.